Molecule: messenger RNA, 1348 nt
Organism: Diachasmimorpha longicaudata
Lineage: Eukaryota; Metazoa; Arthropoda; Insecta; Hymenoptera; Braconidae
Gene: EMRE
Product: essential MCU regulator, mitochondrial
Exons: 4
Coding region: 432-698 (88 amino acids)
Biological process (GO): mitochondrial calcium ion homeostasis; calcium import into the mitochondrion
Cellular component (GO): uniplex complex; mitochondrial inner membrane
Source: RefSeq, a predicted model, not a curated record
AAAUUGUCAGGCAAUUAUCAACAUUUCGGCGAUUCCAAUAAUAUUUUUGCCGAGUCUAAACAUAACCUGAAUUACAAACAUUUGAGAAGAAUCCCGGAUGACGAAGGACGAGUUUUCUUGUGAGAAAAGUGACAAUAUUUUGUGACCGUCAACAUUCAAGGUCACUACUCUAGUGACCUUGUCUGAAUCUGCGGUACGUGAACACAGACACGUGGGCAUUAGGACCCGAUAGCAAUGCCUUCCCUCUCUCACGUCUACCUUCGGAUGUCAAUAUACAGUGGGUUUCGGACAAUCGUUGAGGUCACAGCUAGUGAGCCCUUGCCACGAUCUUAGUAAAGUGCCGAGUUCCACUUUCACAUACCUUACAAUUAUCUACGAUUGUUUCUCUUGGGAGCAUCUCUCUUUUCCUCAGGAGCACUAGCACAUCUAAAAUGGUCAUCCCAAGCCGAAUAGUCUCUCUCCUCCGAGCGAAGACCACCCUCCACCAGUUGAACGCAGUGACGGCAAAGAGAACAGCUAUAACAACCCGGUCAGGAGCCAUUCUCCCUGAGCCCAAACGAGAGCCCUUUGGACUGUUCAGGGUAAUAGUAGGAGUUGUUGUUGGCGUGAUGAUUGGUGCGACUCUCAGCAAAAACGUCGCCAAUUUCCUCGAGGAGAAUGAUUUAUUCGUGCCCAGUGAUGACGAUGAUGACGACUAAGUACGUCAAUCUUGAAAGCUUUCUUAAACUAGUAAAUUAUUGAAAAUGUAGAUAUUUAUUCUAUGAUUACCAUCAAAUGGCCCAACGAUUGGAUAAAUCAAUGAAUCAGUGGGCUCAUCGAAAAAUUCGUCAAUUUAUUGACUGAUGAAUUGAUUUAUUUUUGACGGAAAUUUGGAGUGCUGCGAAAGUUUUGGAGGAGAUUCUCAGCGACUGACUAUUUUACAUGAUUUUUCUCAUUGAUAUAUUGACAAAGGACAAGUCAUUGUGGAUAUUUAAUUGUAUUUUGAACAUUUAUGGAAGAGUUGAGUAAACCAGGCUGUCUUUAAUUGGCAAUAACUCGGGAAUGGCAGAGUGAAAUUUCUUUAUUUUCUUUCAUCUUCAAGUUAUUUUUUCAAGCUUGAAAAUGAAACGUGAUAUAUCCAAAAUGUCCUAUCUGGUCCGGAGAUAGUCAAGUUUGAAGCCGAUCCAUCACACACUUCUCUAUUUAUUACAAGUUAUUUUUUUAUUUGUGAUUUUUUUUAUGGAAAUAUUUUUCUGAUGUCAAGUACUUUAACGUUUGAUAAUUGUUAAUGUUUGUGUGAUAGCUUUUCUUAUACUUUUGAAUGUGUACAUGGAAGGAGGGAUUGACUAAUAAAUUUAUUUUAUUGGAA